AUGAGAAGAUUCUCAUAUGAGCCUCUCCAAUCCAACCGAGCCAUUAGACUGGUCAAGUUCCUACCCGGUCCCAUUCCAAUCUGCAAGAUAGUCACAGUCGAGGUAGAGAAAGCCCCGCAAUAUGUGGCGCUGUCGUACACAUGGGGAUGCAAGAAUCUAUCAAGAGUUAUCCUUGCGAAUGGCGCCGAGAUUCAUAUUACUGCAAACUUAGCCGAGGCUAUUGAUGCCAUUUUCAUCUUCGCAAGAGAAAGAAACAUGAUGUUCUGGGCAGACUCGAUAACGUAUAUGGCAAGCGAGUCGCCCACCCCACCAACUUUGAUCGCCUUUGAAGCGUGCAACUCAACCACCUUUUAA
Alternaria arborescens is the source of this 354-nucleotide messenger RNA. RefSeq lists its product as hypothetical. Lineage: Eukaryota; Fungi; Ascomycota; Dothideomycetes; Pleosporales; Pleosporaceae. The transcript has a single exon. The coding region runs from base 1 to 354 and encodes 117 amino acids. The record is from RefSeq and is a predicted model, not a curated record.